Messenger RNA from Pelobates cultripes (western spadefoot toad), 1520 nucleotides. Lineage: Eukaryota; Metazoa; Chordata; Amphibia; Anura; Pelobatidae. The record is from the annotation of a GenBank genome assembly.
UCGCCUCUGCGACUCGACACAACCGCUACACACCACACCGCUUGAACUACCCCCUCAAACCCAUCCAACCUCCCCUUCCAUCUCCCCCCCCCUUCUCCUCCCCUACUCCACACCCCGCCACCUGGAUACGAUGGGCCCACCGCCUCUCGCCCCCCACGCCCCCGGGCACGCAGAGAUAGGAAUUAACCUCUACACAAUCAACGCGAAGGGCCUGAACUCCCCACAAAAACGAGCAAGAGCGCUGCGAGAAAUUCGAGCACUUAAGAUAUCAAUAGCUUUCUUCCAAGAAACACACUUUCUAGCAACAAAAGCCCCCAAAUUCUCAGAUAAAUACUUCCCAACCGGCUACUACGCGCAUAACCCCUCCACCAAAUCCAAGGGAGUGGCUAUAUUAUUCUCGGCAGACACCCAGUUCCGCCUGGAAGCAGAAGAGAAAGACCGAGACGGCAGAUACCUCUUUCUCAAAGGACACAUAGGGGACGCUCAAAUCACACUCGCGAACCUCUACCUCCCAAACAAAGGCCAAAAAUCAUUCCUAGCCUCAGCCCUGAGAAAAUUGGAGGCGUUCAGUGCAGGAACCGUAAUAAUAGGAGGGGACCUCAACGCCCCUCUAGACCCCAAGAUGGACACAUCUAAAGGGAGCUCCACGAUCCCGGACCACAUCCUCAGAGGACUGCGGACCCUUUUGACAACUCACCAACUUGUAGACUGCUGGCGAAUCCUACACCAUACAGAGAAAGACUACACCUAUUAUUCAGCGCCACAUAAAUCCUACUCGAGGAUUGACUACUUCUUCAUCCAACACAGGGAUCUAGACACACUGUGCUCAGCCCACAUCGCCCCCAUGACCUGGUCGGACCACGCACCAGUAACACUCACCAUCGACAAUCCUAGAACCUUCCGAUCCCAAUGGACAUGGAAACUUAAUGAAUCACUCUUAGAGGACCCACUGAUCCAAACAGAAAUUAGGAACACACUAGACCACUUCUUCCCCACCAAUCAAACAACAGAAAGCGCACCAACGACCGUCUGGGAAGCACACAAAUGUACUAUCCGAGGGAUCCUCAUCAAACACGGCACUCGCCUGAAAAAACAACGCACACAGGAAAUAGCACGCCUUGCUGCCCAACUGGCGCGUCUAGAAACGCUUCACAAACAAGACCUCCGAGACGAAACCUACAAACAACUCCUAGAGACCAGAGCGAAACUCAACUCCUGCCUCACGUCCAAAAUACGAUUCCAGUUCCAACUCACACAAAAAAUGUUCUAUGAAUACGGAAACAAAAGUGGUAAACUGCUCGCUAGGGCGCUGAGAGCCUGGAGACAGAAAACCCAUGUUCAAAAGAUCUCCCUGGCAGGAAACACACUGCGGACCCCGAAGGCUAUAGCAGAGGGCUUCAGACAAUACUACUCCUCCCUAUACUGCCUACCUCCCAACACCACACGCACACACGAAGGAGAAGAGGCUCACACAGCACGGCAAAAAACAUAUAUCGAACAGAAUAUCACUACAACGCUGA